Paramecium tetraurelia is the source of this 1039-nucleotide messenger RNA. RefSeq lists its product as uncharacterized. The record is from RefSeq and is a predicted model, not a curated record. The transcript has 6 exons. NCBI's taxonomy places the organism in Eukaryota, Ciliophora, Oligohymenophorea, Peniculida, Parameciidae.
UAAUUUAGGUGGUAAUAAAUGAUUCAUAGGUUAAUGUCUUAUGGUAGAAUAUCUAAAGUGAGUUAACAAGUACUCACAAACUCACUGAAUAAAACAUCUAGAAGCUAUUUUAGUUAGGUACCUUAGCAAGGUUCUUCAAACACUGAGCUUGUGAAAAUUUUUGCAGCAUUUUUCGGCAUAGUUGGUUUGGGUACUGGUGGAUAUGUUGCCUAUUAAAAUUCUCAAAAAACAAAACAUUUAGAGGCAAAAUCAAAAUAGACUACCAUAUCCAAUGAAACUAUUGACAAUUUGAGAUAAAAAUCAAUAGAAAAUGAAGAAUAAAAAAAGGAAGAAAUCAUAACCAUGUUUUCGGAUGUUAAUGACAGAAUGCUUAGGUAUAGAGGAGAUCCAACAAGUGAGAAGAUGCUUGCUGAUUUUACAAUUUAUGGGGAUUUGAAAUGGUUUGAAGUUGAUCCUGAAGAAUGGGAGAAGCCAGAAGAAGAUAUGAUUAUGAAAGAUGAGAAUGAAAUAAUUAAACACCCAAUUAAAAAAGCAUUGAUAAAUGAAAGAAUCACUCAUGCCUUUGAAGCUGAAAGAAUAUUGCAAAGUAUUUUUGUAAAUGUAAAUGAUGUACUAUCUGAAAUCGAAAAGACAGGAACAUACACUCCACCAGGCAUUUUCUUUAGAUUUUAUGGUUAUGUGUACUUCCAAAUUAGAAGAAAACCUAUUAAUGUGGAAAAUUUGGUUAAGGCCUAAAAAUAUAUUUCUCUAUUUGAUUUAUUCUUCUAAUACUAAACACCUGUUUUGUAUUAUCAUAAUUAGUAUCUUGAAAUACCCUUAAAACCUGCUAUUUUUGAUAACAUAGAUUGGUUACCAAAUGCUUAUUUAAAUUCUAAACAAUAGGCAAAAAUCUACCUAACUGGCAAACCAAAGCACGUGUUUUCAAUGAGAAUCAAAUAAGGAACAAUUGAUGAAUCUACUCAAAGAUUUGCAUGGACAAACCAUUACAAAUGAAGAUUUAUACAAUACAUUAUAAGCAAUAUUAAAAUUCUUAGAUUAA